AUGAGAGCUUCUAUUAUAUUUAUUAAAUUAAAAAAUGAAAUAGAUCUAAGCAAAUAUAAGGAAAUAACAAUAGUUAAUCAAGAAAGAUGUAUAAGCUUUUCUGAUCCCAAAGAAUAUAUUUAAUUGAAAGCAUAAAGAGAUGGAACUCAUGUUAUUUUGUUUUAUCGUUUUGGAUAAAACUCAAUCAAUUUCUAAUAUUUUGAACUUAAAAUACCUGAAAAUAUUUAAAUUUCAACUUGUUAUGAAACUCUAUUAUUAACUGAUAAAUAAAAUCAAUUCACGAAACGGUGAAUGAUAAAUUGAAAUAGAUCUAAUAUUAACUGACUUUAAAUUUUUCUGGUAGAAUAUUUAACUAAUUUAAUAGUUAUUAGCUAUAAGCAAUCCCUGUAAAUUUAAUAAAUAGAGGAAUUGAUUUAUUUGGUAGAAUUAAUUAAUUAAAUUUCACAUAUUAAAAAGAUGGAUUAACUAUUCAUUGUUUUGAUUUAGGGUAAUCUUGGUAUAGUGGAUAAGCAUUUUAAAUAGAUUUAAAAAAUCCUAUAGAAGAUUUAUAAUACAUGAAAACAUUAAUUAAAUAAACAGAAACAAUUCAAUUUAGCUAAUCCAUAAUGGAAUAUGCUAGUAAUAAUUUAGUUUAACUAAUGGAGAAUAAAAUUGUUUUAGUGUCUAAAGCCAAUUUGAAAACCACUGAAUUUCCAUUAGAUAAUUAGUAUAAAUUUACUAUUAUUCUAUAUAUUUAUGAUGACCUAAUUUAUGUUAAAGCUUAAAAAGAUAAUUAAGAUAAUAUUUUCUUUGUGACUAAGUGCAAAGAUUAUAAUUGCUAACUUUAAAGUGGUUGCAAUCAAUUAAAUAACAGAGGAAAAAUUUUGUAUUUAAAUAAACUCCAUUUUUUUUAUGGAAGAUAGUCAGUAAGAUUUGAUUAGCAUUUAUAAUACAAACGGAGAUCCAUCAAACAUAUUGGAAUUUAAGUAUAUUGA
Paramecium sonneborni is the source of this 974-nucleotide messenger RNA. The record is from the annotation of a GenBank genome assembly. NCBI's taxonomy places the organism in Eukaryota, Ciliophora, Oligohymenophorea, Peniculida, Parameciidae.